Cataglyphis hispanica is the source of this 2026-nucleotide messenger RNA. Its product is annotated as NF-kappa-B-repressing factor. The coding region runs from base 226 to 1575 and encodes 449 amino acids. NCBI's taxonomy places the organism in Eukaryota, Metazoa, Arthropoda, Insecta, Hymenoptera, Formicidae. Gene Ontology annotation, molecular function: nucleic acid binding. The record is from RefSeq and is a predicted model, not a curated record. The transcript is spliced from 7 exons.
CUAUGACAAUUUUGUGUCAAGUGUCAAGUCACAUGUUUUCUCUAGUUUUCUCAUAAAUCUUCGUAUGUGAAUAAACAAAUACGUUUUUCUUCUUAACCUAAAAUAGAGUACAGAAAAAUAGAGCGAUUUAUUCACUGUAUAGUUCUUGCAGAAUUAUUGCAAAAACCAAAUAAAUUUGCCAGUCAAAUCUCGAAGAUUUUUCAAAAAAGCCUGAAAUAAAUAAAAAUGAGUGUAAACGAGGAUUGGGAUGUAGAACAAUACAAGGUGGAAUACGAAUCAGACGAACACUGGGAGUUAAGACGUAACUUUAUGUUGGCUCAUAAAGACAAAUUUUCGGAAGAUGUACUUGUUUGUUUAGCUCAAGUCUUUGUUAACGUUGAAUUAUUAGGAUGCAGAUAUCCACAGGAAACGAUGGAUUUAGUGAAGGAAUUAUCACAAGAUAUUGCAGCAAAAUAUAGAGAAAAACAAAAGAAAAAAUUACAAAGAACAUUUGUAGAAGCUUCAGAAGCAGCUAGUUCUAAGGUUAAAGGAUGUGUUGCUCGUACAUCUAAUGUCACAGAAGAAUCUGUAAAUACUCCUAAUAAUGUAUCAAACAAAACCAAGCAUAUAGAUCAUAAAAAGUGUGAUACCAAAAACAGAUCAUUUUUAGAAACAAAAAGACCAGAAAAAUUAAAUACAAACAAUUACAAUUAUAAAUCUUGUGAAAAAACUAAUAUUGAAGAAUCACUUUCCAAAAGAUUGAAAACAGAGGAAAAUAUCAUGCUUAGAGAUAAUCCAUAUGGAGAUAUUGUUUUAUGGGAAAGACCAGAUGAAAUACCACAAAGUACACUGGGGAAUUCAGCCAAUAUAUCUGGAGUUAACCUUGACUGGAAGUAUUCUGCAAUGCAAGGAAUUUGGGAAUGCUCGGUUUAUAUCAAUUCUAAAAAAGUUGCAUGUUGCACAAAUUCCAAUAAAAAAAUUGCCAAAAAUGAAGCAGCCACUACUGCAUUAGAUGAAUUGCGAAAACAUUGUUAUACUAUUAAGGUUAAACAAAACUUAGACUCAAAAUCAAAUGUAACUGUAACGACAAAGGAAAUGAAGCCUCAAGAAUGUAUGUCUGACAAUAAUUGGAAAGCAUCCAGUUGUAUUGGAGAAGAGUUAAUGAGAAGAAUGGGUUGGACUGGUGGUGGCCUUGGAAAAUCAGAGCAGGGUGUUGUAGAACCCAUGUCUGCACUGGUUAAGCCACAGAUAAGCCGAAAGGGUCUCGGCUUGAAAUCUAAUUCCUCCACAGCGAAUGAAAUGAAAGCGAAAUGUCGGAAUCUGUUUAAAGAUUUUCUACAGACCGAUAUGCAAAAUGAUAUUGUGUUCUUAGAUUUUACCAACGAGGAAAGAUCGGUGAUUCAUCAAAUUGCGCGAAUAAUGGGUCUUAAAUCGCGCAGCUAUGGUACUACGGAUGAACGGAAAUUGAUAGUCUCUCGUAAAAUCGACGUACGAACUUUGGUUAGAGAAUUAAAAAGUCUCGGUGGAGUCACUGAGAAAUACGAACUAAUGGAACCAACUGAUGAAAAAUUCAUUUCCUCCACUUUGACAGGUUGAGCGAAAUAUUAUGUGCUUAAACAAUAUCUUCUGUGACAUAUUGAUGUAGCAACUUGGACUGUUUUAAAUAAAUAAAUAUUUUUAUCAAAAGCCUUUCUAAAAAAAUUAAUAUUUUAUUGUUUAAAUCAUCCAAAAACAAGCUAUUUUUAAAAUAAUAUUGCAAUCGUUCAGUCGAUCCUUUAGCACACAAUCUGAAAUAUCGAGAUUCGUUCAACUAUUAUUCCUGACAAAUAUAUUUGUGUUAAAUGAAAAGCGAAUGUAUCUAUACAGAUCAGAAUCCCGCAUAUUAUACGUCGCAGAUAAUAAUAUAAAUAAACGUAAAAAAUGCAAGAUAUAAUAAAAUAUAAAUAUUUUAAAUUGUCAAUUAUAUACACAAACGCGGUAACUGCGAAGAUUCAUGAUCUCAUACAUUCAUAAUAAUUCAAUGUAUAUUACGUUUGCAUGAAAUUAU